CAUUUCAUGUGCUCUAACUGACACGCACAUCUCUACUCUCAGCCACACCUCUUCUUCUCUCUCCCUCCUUCUCUCUCCUUUCACCGUCGUCAUCCGUCCUUAGCUUAUCAACCUUCCUCUCUUUACAUUCAUUUUGCUCUCUCCCUUCUUCCUGCUCUUUAAUAUCUACAACUCCCUCCCAUGGUUUCUCUCUAUGACCAAUCAUGCCCGCUCUCUUCUCUCUCCCUAGGUGCUUGGGAAGUUAUUGUCAGAGCAGCAGCGGCGGAGGGGACAGUGGCCUCGACGUCGUCGCCGAUGACACUAGUCCAAACGCCAAUUCGUCCGUCGAGUGCUAUGCCUGUACUCAGGUGGGUGUUCCCGUCUUCCACUCCACCAGCUGCGACAGCUAUCAUCCGCCGCAAUGGGAGGCUUCCGCGGGUUCUUCCUUAGUCCCUAUCCAGAACAGAACCGCGGUGAGGAAUCCGAGGCAACGACCCAAAUCGGGGCCGUUCGGUCGACUGUUGGACCCGAGGAGCAAGCGCGUGCAGACCUGGAACAGGGCUCUGCUGCUGGCGAGAGGGUUGGCGCUGGCGGUGGACCCGUUGUUCUUCUACGCGCUGUCAAUUGGGAGGGACGGGACGCCGUGCCUGUACAUGGACGGCGGUUUAGCGGCGAUAGUGACGGUGCUGAGGACGUUGGUGGACGUGGUUCACGUGUUCCACGUGUGGUUGCAGUUCAGGCUGGCGUACGUGUCGAAGGAGUCGAUGGUGGUUGGGUGUGGGAAGCUGGUGUGGGACGCGCGUGCCAUAGCAGCGCAUUACCUGAGGUCAUUCAGGGGCUUCUGGUUCGACGCCUUUGUGAUACUUCCUGUUCCUCAGGCGGUGUUUUGGCUUGUACUCCCAAAGUUGAUAAGAGAAGAGCAAAUUAAAAUCAUAAUGACUAUAAUGCUAUUGAUCUUCCUGUUUCAAUUUCUGCCCAAGGUUUACCACAGCAUCUGCAUGAUGAGGAGGAUGCAAAAAGUCACGGGCUAUAUCUUCGGCACCAUUUGGUGGGGCUUUGGCCUCAACCUCAUAGCUUACCUUAUUGCUUCUCAUGUAGCAGGAGGGUGUUGGUAUGUGCUUGCAAUUCAACGUGUAGCGUCGUGCCUGAGCCAGCAGUGUGAAAGAGGGUAUGGAUGCGAUCUCCCUCUGUCAUGUUCAGAUGAAGUGUGUUACAAGUUUCUGUCACCAACAGGCACAGAAGGAACUUCAUGUAAUGGAAACUUCACAGUCGUCGCAAGAAAGCCAUUGUGUUUAGAUGUGAAAGGACCUUUUAAAUAUGGGAUCUACCAAUGGGCUCUCCCGGUCAUUUCCAGUAACUCUCUGGCUGUCAAGAUUCUUUAUCCCAUAUUUUGGGGUUUGAUGACCCUCAGCACUUUUGGCAACGAUCUUGAGCCCACAAGUAACUGGCUAGAAGUGAUUUUCAGCAUUUGCAUCGUACUCAGCGGACUAAUGCUCUUCACUCUGUUGAUUGGUAACAUCCAGGUAUUCUUGCACGCAGUAAUGGCGAAGAAAAGAAAGAUGCAGCUGAGAUGUCGUGACAUGGAAUGGUGGAUGAGGAGGAGGCAGCUUCCGUCCCAUUUAAGACAGAGGGUUCGCCAGUUUGAACGCCAGCGAUGGGCAGCAAUGGGAGGAGAGGACGAAAUGGAAUUGAUCAGGGACCUUCCUGAAGGAUUGAGGAGAGACAUCAAGCGUUAUCUUUGCUUAGACCUCAUCAAAAAGGUACCUCUGUUUCACAACUUGGAUGAUCUUAUCCUUGACAACAUCUGUGAUAGGGUUAAACCCCUAGUCUUCUCUAAAGACGAAAAGAUAAUCAGGGAAGGGGACCCAGUGCCAAGAAUGGUAUUCAUAGUCCGCGGGCGCAUAAAACGCAUGCAAAGCCUAAGCAAAGGCAUGGUGGCCACCAGCAUAAUCGAAGCUGGGGGUUUCUUGGGGGACGAGCUUCUCUCCUGGUGCCUUCGCCGGCCGUUCCUCGACCGACUUCCGGCAUCGUCCGCCACGUUCAUAUGCCUGGAAUCGGCAGAAGCCUUUGGGUUGGAUUCAACUCACCUCAAGUACGUGACGGACCACUUCAGGUACAAGUUUGCCAACGAGAGGCUGAAGAGAACGGCGAGAUAUUACUCAUCGAAUUGGAGAACGUGGGCUGCCGUGAACAUACAGUUUGCAUGGCGGCGAUACAGGCAGAGGACAAGAGGUCCGGUGACCCCUGUAAUCGAAGCUGGAGGAAGCAGUAGCGCUGAACGCAGGCUCUUGCAGUAUGCUGCCAUGUUCAUGUCAAUAAGGCCACAUGACCACCUUGAAUGAAAAUUUAAAUUAAUUAAAAAUAAAAGAGAAAAUCCCGUUGUUCUUCUUCAA
Messenger RNA from Neltuma alba, 2372 nucleotides. Its product is annotated as cyclic nucleotide-gated ion channel 2. Gene Ontology annotation, biological process: transmembrane transport; monoatomic ion transport. The transcript has 7 exons. NCBI's taxonomy places the organism in Eukaryota, Viridiplantae, Streptophyta, Magnoliopsida, Fabales, Fabaceae. Gene Ontology annotation, cellular component: membrane. The record is from RefSeq and is a predicted model, not a curated record. Gene Ontology annotation, molecular function: monoatomic ion channel activity. The coding region runs from base 204 to 2321 and encodes 705 amino acids.